UGUUUGAUCAAUGGACCAUGAAAUCAACAUAACCUGAGAAGGUCGCAAGCUUCAAGAUGGCAGACACCACGUUAAGCACAAAGAUCACCAUGAAGCUCCUCAUCGAUCCCAGUCCACUACGCCCGCGCGUGCUGUUCGCGGAAGCCGGGAAGGACGCCGUGGACUUCCUCUUUUCCCUCCUUACCAUGCCGGCCGGCGUGGCCGUGAAGCUGCUGGGAAAGGGGUCCAUGAUCGGCAGCAACGGCAACCUCUACUCCAGCGCCGAGGAGCUCGACGGCACGUACAUGCUGCCUGGCGUGGACAAGGACGUGAUCCUCUGCCCUGCCGUGGUCUCACCCGUGGCGAGCGCCAGCAGCAGCUCCCUCUUCCGCUUGCCGGAGCCAUCCUCGCUCUUGACCCCGAGGAGAUUCUUCGGUUGCGGGAACACGAUUAAUAAUGAUUGCCGCACCAGCGUGACAGAUCAGAGAGGCUCUCGGUGUCCAUCCUGUGGAAACCAGAUGACGACUGAAUUCCGUUAUGUGUCCGGACAGGUGCAGAACACCUCGACCGGUGGGUUCGUGCAGGGCGUCGUGACGUACACGGUGACGGAUGACCUUAGGAUAUCGCCAAUGUCUGCCAUCUCCAGCAUCGCGCGGCUCAGCAAGUUGGCGGCGAGGGGCCUCAACGCGCCCCAGGAGAAAACUGUGCAGAUCGGCUACAAAGAGGGUUUGGAGAUCCUGGAAGCCUCGUUCAAGUCCAAAACUGUCCUAACUGAUGUUUUCCUUGGCAAGAAGCUCUCUCCAUCCAACAAAGGCACCACUCUGUUGAGCAAGGCCACAAGAUCUGAAUGCCUCACAUGGCGUGUUUGAGCGUAUGGAUGUGCAGCUAGCGACCUUUAAUCAGGUUGCCUCGUCCUUUCUCGGUGCUUGUAGUACCCUCAGCCGCCUUACGCCGCUUCUUUCUUUGUCCCAUGUUAAGGGUGUUGUUGAAUUUUAUUAACCUUUCUGGUUCAUGGGCUAUGUGCAUCUUGUUAUGCAGAAGCCAGGUGUAACUCUCUUGCUUGUAUCGCCUUGAUGUGAUUUUUGAGUUGAUAAAAACUCUCUUUAUCGAAAAAGUACCCUCAA
Lolium perenne is the source of this 1103-nucleotide messenger RNA. RefSeq lists its product as uncharacterized. NCBI's taxonomy places the organism in Eukaryota, Viridiplantae, Streptophyta, Magnoliopsida, Poales, Poaceae. The record is from RefSeq and is a predicted model, not a curated record.